This is a messenger RNA of Aureococcus anophagefferens, 951 nucleotides long. RefSeq lists its product as hypothetical. Lineage: Eukaryota; Pelagophyceae; Pelagomonadales; Pelagomonadaceae. The record is from RefSeq and is a predicted model, not a curated record. Gene Ontology annotation, biological process: protein ubiquitination. The coding region runs from base 1 to 951 and encodes 316 amino acids. The transcript has a single exon.
AUGCUCCAGCAACGCGACGCGCACGCGCUCCAGCAGCGCGACGCGCGAGCGCUCCAGCGCAACGACGCGCAAGCGCUCGACGCCGCGCUGCAGCAGCAGCAGCGCGCGCCGCUGCAGCCGCGCAACGCCAGCGACACGACGCCGCAGGCGUCGCCGCGCGCCGAGAAGGCCUACGCGACGCCGAUCCAGUACGUGCCGCCUCCGGCGCCGGCGGGCGCGGCCGCGUCGAGCCCGUCGUCCGCGAACACGACGCCCGCGACGGUCUACUGCCCGACGCCCGGCGCGACGCCCGCGGCCGCGUCGCCGCGGCCGUCGCCGCGGCGCUUCUUCGGGUCGCCGCGGCCCGCGCCGCCCGUCUACCGGCAGUCGCCACGGUCGAGCCGCGCGUUCGCGUCGCCGCGGCCCGAGCCGCCCGCGCCGCCGUCGCCCGCGCGGCGGUCGCCGCGGGCGUCGCGGAGCUACGAGUCCUUCCGGCCCGCGCCGCUGACGCCCGUGCGGUCCCACGCGCUCACGACGCCGCAGACGACGCCCAUGGGCGUCGGCGGCGUCGGCGCGCGGCUGACGACGCCCGUCGAGGCCGACACGUGCAGCAUCUGCCUCGAGGCCCUCGACGCCACGGGCAAGACGCUGCACACGAUCCGCAAGUGCGGCCACCGGUUCCACCUGGACUGCAUCUCGCGCGCCGUCGGCGCCAAGUGCACGACGUGCCCGCUCUGCCGGUCGCUCAUCAGCCCGGGCCUCACGCCGUGCCACAACCGCUUCGGCUUCGCGCCGGCGCGGGGCUACUCGCCCCUGGACCUCCGCUCCGACAUCCGCGGCGCCGCGCAGCGCGCGCGGGACGCGAUGCGCGCGCGCAUGGCCGCGCUCGAGGCCGCGCGCGAGGAGGAGCCGCCGACGCCGGCGACGCCGCCGCUCCGCUUCACGCUCACGGACGACGACCCCGUGUUCUAG